This is a messenger RNA of Drosophila mojavensis, 6178 nucleotides long. It is a transcript of the gene su(sable), whose product is annotated as protein suppressor of sable. Bases 451 to 5100 code for a protein of 1549 amino acids. Gene Ontology annotation, molecular function: metal ion binding; RNA binding. Lineage: Eukaryota; Metazoa; Arthropoda; Insecta; Diptera; Drosophilidae. The transcript has 6 exons. The record is from RefSeq and is a predicted model, not a curated record. Gene Ontology annotation, biological process: negative regulation of DNA-templated transcription. Gene Ontology annotation, cellular component: nucleus.
AUAAAUAUAUACAUAUAUGCAUACGAUAAAUGCUAUACGUAUAUGUGUGUUUGCACACGCAUAUUGCGCUAUAGCCAUAUGUAUAUGUGUGUAUGCUAGUAUAUGUACAUAUAUAUAUAUAUAUAUAUACCUUCACAUAUUUUAUAUACAUAUAUGCAUAUCUAUUCACCUACUGUACCACUUCAUUAUGUAAGCAGCGGGAACUCUACGACGCCAAGCGAGCAAAAGCAGAAAAAAAGAAAACGCAAAAGCAAAGCAAACAAAAAAAGACAAAAAUCAACCCAAAAAUGGGAAACAACAAUCGACAAAACCAAAAUAUAACCAACAAAGCAACGAAAUUGAACAGAAAUGUUAUAAACCAUUAAUAACUGUAAUUUGUAAAUGUUCCGUAACCACAAACCACGCCCACGCUGAAACUAUUUUUCGCUCAAUUCGAAACCUAAACGCAAUAUGUCAUCCGUUGUGGCUGGCGAAACGCCAUUAAUAAAUCUAGCCGAAGAUCUCGAGGAUGGCGAGAUCGACGAUGAUGAUGAUGAGGAUGAGCAACAGCAACAAAAGCCGCCGCUGCCGCAGCAGCAGCAGCAGCAAGGUCAAAUACAACAACAAUCAAAGCCAACGGCCUUUAAGGGCUGCGGCUCCAACGAUGAGGUCCAAUUUGUGGGCAUUGAGCGCCUGAACGAGAAGCACGACGAUGACGUCAUAUUUCUGGGCAUGGCCAGCGAAACGCCAAACCCCAACAAUAGCAAAUCCAAGAAGCCACGCCCACUCGAAGAUGAUCAUGCGGUCAGCAUUGAAAAUGCCAUUGCCAAAGCGCUCAAGAAGGGGGGCAUUGAGCCGCCCCUGCCCAAGCUCAAUAACAGCAACAACAAUAACAGUGACGCCGACAGCGCUGCCAACGCCAUCGGUGACAGUGGCAGCGCUGCCAUCGGCCUCGAUAGCUCGCAGCUUGGGGGACAACAGCAGCAGCCGGCGGCAAGUCGCAGCAGCCGUCGACGCAAGCGCAAAAAGGAACGCGAACGCGAGCAGAAGAAAGACAAGGAACAUCAGAAACGUGCGCGCCGCGAUUCGAUGGAUGACGGCGGCGUCGCUGGGGCCAGCGACGACAUGGAAAUGGACGAAUACGAAAUGAUGAAUGUGCGCGGCGGCAGCCCGCCGCCAGGUGGCGCCACAGGCGGCUCAACCAAUGCCGCAGCGCUCCGCUACGGCAGCGACUGGCCAGGCCUGGGGGAGGAACCGAGCUACGAAUCCCCGCCAGAGAGCUACAGCAGCUACGACUCCUACUCGGACGACGAGGCGGCCAACGUGGCGGCCAUUGGCACUGCGCAGCGUCGACGUCACCGGCGUGACCGCGAGAAAGAUAAUCGCGGCGGACGCAAGCGACGGGAUCGGGAGCGCGAACGGGAUCGAGAUCGUGAUAUGGAUAGACGGCAUGAUGGAGGCUUAGCCAUGGGCGGAAUGGGCAGCGGGGGAUCCGGUCUCGGUGGAGGAUCUGGCAUGGGUGCGGGUGGCGGAGGAUCCGGUGGUGGUGGUGGAGUCGGUGGCGGCAAGCGCAAUCGUCGCGACUCCAACGAUGACAAGUCACGCGAGCCGCGCAAACUGGAGCUGUGCAAGUUCUACCUGAAGGAUUGCUGUGCGAAGCGCGACAAGUGCAGCUACAUGCACAAGGAGUUCCCGUGCAAGUACUACUACCUGGGCAUGGACUGCUAUGCCGGCGAGGAUUGCCUCUUCCAUCACGGCGAGCCGCUGACCGAGCAGCUGCGCAACAUUCUGCUGAAGCACAUGGAGACGGCGCCCAAGGAGAUCCUGGGCGAUUUCAAGCGCAUCUCACGGGACAUUGCGCUCAACCAGAUGACGCGACGACAUGAGCAACUGUGCGACCAGUACAACAUGGACAAUACGUGGACGACAUUGGCCAGCGCCGGCAUCAGUCGACUGCAGGAUCAGCAGCAUGCGGCGGCCAAGGCAGCUGCCCAGGCGGCCAAUCAAGCGGCCGCCAUUGCUGCGGUCAAUGCCAAUCUGCAGCAGCAGCAGCAGCAGCUGCAGCAACAACAACAACAACAGAAACAGAUGCAGCAGCAACAGCAACAACAGCAGACGACAGCAGCAGCUGGAGCAGCAGGAGGAGGAGCAGCUGCUGGUGGCGUGAUACCCUCGCUGCUCGACAUGGUGAUCAACCCGCCCCUCAACCUGAAUCAGGCCGACUCCAAGCCCGAGAAGAAGCGCAAAUCGCGCUGGGCCGAAAAAUCGGGCAGCAAAUCAGGAGCGGAAAAGGGAACGGUAGCAGCAGCUGGAUCGGCAGCUGUAGCGGAAGCAACAGCUCCAACGGGAUCGGGAUCGGGCACGGUAUCGGGAACAGACACAGGAUCAAGCGCUGGAGCAGGAACAGCUGCUACGGCUACAAGCCCCGUUGCGCCAAGUGCAGCCGCUGCUAAGCCCCUGCCCGCCCACUUGGAUUUGGUGAAUCUGACGCACGUGCUCAGCGCCGAGCACAUGGCCAAGCUGAACAAGCUGGGCAUUACGAAUCUGGAGCAGAUGCUUCAGGUGCCCUUCGGUCAGCUGACCGAGGUGGGACUAACGCUGUCCGAGCUGGGUGAGAUCCAGCGCAAGGCCGAGGAGGCCAAGCCUCAGUCAGCAACAGCAGCCGCCGCACCGACGACGGAGACCAAAACCAGUAAGACGGAUCAGGACUCGAGCAACCUGAACACCGUUCUCAGCUCGAACAGCAAUAGCAACAGCAAUAACGGCUUCAUCAUGGUCGACUACACACAGUAUCUGAAGGAUGCCCAUGUCAACUUUCCAGGCAGCGAUCCGCUGGACGAUGAUCGCGAAGAGGACGACGAGCAGCUGGUCAUCGACGAUGGCAACGAGGAGGAGGAAGGCGACGAGUCUGAGUCGGACGCCAAGUCAAAGAAAUCGAAACGUGCCAGUGAGGAUGAGGAGAAGAAACCGUUAUCCCAGUCGGACAUCGACGAGGAUGCGCCGCCCCUGCCAUCCGUGUUCGAUCUGCCCACCUUCAUGAGCAACAUGCUCGGCCAGAAGUCAACGCUGGCGACAGCUGCAGCUGCCGCGCCGGUUGCAUCGUCGCCCAGCACACCGGACCCGCACCGGGAGAGCAGUCCGCCCGCAUCGGGCAGCAAGUCGCCGGGGUCUGGAGGCGGACUCUUUAAUAAGCUGAUAUUUAGCUCCUUCUACAAUCCAUUCAGAGCGAACAGCGGCGACAAUGCGGCGACUGAUGAUGGCGAGAGCCAUGAUGCGAAUGCCACUAGCGACAGCUACAGCUUCUUGGAUGCCGUCCACUAUUCCAAUUCGAAUUCCCGCUCCAUGACGCCAAUCCCGACGCCCGAGCCGGGCUCGCAAUCACCCAAGGGACUGGGCGGGGGCGGGGAUCAGCUUCCCGCUUCGAGUGCCUCAUCGCUGGGCGCGUCCGAUGCGACGACCGUCUCGCUCUAUGCGCGUCGCUCCAUGUACGACUACGAGCCGGCCAAGGCGGCGCUGGAGGAUGCGCGCGCGAAUGCCCAGAAGCGCGAACGGGAUCGCGACAUCGAUAUGCGACUGCCGUUCGAGCCGAUGAAGCACUACUUGCCCGCCACCGAGAUCGAUGCGGCCAUCUUCUCGCACAUCCCGAUACGCUGGCAGAUGCAGGAGGUGCUGGUGGAGCCGCCCUGCUAUUCGCAGCUGCGUCAGAGCGCCAGCCACAAGGAGCAGCGCGAGGUGCGUGAUCCGCGCGUGCGCCGCAUCCUCGGCCUGCCGGAGCUAACCGACGAUGCGGCCGGUGGCGCUAGCUCAAUUCUGACCCGUGGCCAUGGCAGCACCAGCUUCAGUACGGCGUCUGGCUUCUCCACGGAGCGUCGCGAGCGCAAGACGAGCAACUGCAUCGCCUCGCCCGAUACUCAACGGUUGGAGUCGACGCCCAGUUCGCCGCCGCCGCCUGCCGUACUAACUUCAUUGCCCGCCAUGAAUGUGCCACCGCCCAUGACUGCAGCCAACGCCUCCACAUCUGGCGCCGUUGCCGCCGCCGCCUCGUCCGGCAGUGAGCCAGCCGUGGCAACUGGCGGUGAUCCGCGUCGCACUGAUCCGCGUCGUGAUCCGCGCCGAGCGCAUUUAAAUGUCAGCAGCGCCAACGUUUCAUCAUCGACAUCGACAUCGACAUCAUCAUCAUCAUCCGGCUCCGGUACCGGUACCGGCACCGGCACCAGCUCCGGCUCCGGUUCCGGCUCCUUCAACGAUAGCGGACGCCAGAUCUCCGAGAUACGCAAUCUGCUGCAGAGCUCCAACUGGUACAAGCAGCUGGGCAGCAAUAACAAGAUCAUGGUGAAUCAACAGCUCGCCCUGGUCUUCACCGAGCUGAAGAAGUUCCAUCAGCAGGAGUCGCCCAACAAGAUCUUCGACGUGAGCUUCAUCGUGAGCAACCAGACGCUGCAGCAGAUCUUCGCCAAGCUGCACAUCUACAUCGAUGACAACGGCCUGGUCGUUCAGCUGCCCGAGGAGCCGCCCCAGAAUGUCGCCUCGGUGGUGGUGCCCAACUUGCCGCCCAUUCUGCCCAACAUGUCCCAGCCCCCGCCGAAUCUUAUCCAAAUGCUCCAACAGCCCCCACCCAAUGUCGGCCGAAUGAUGCCCAUGGGCAUGGGCAUGCCGCAGUUCAAUCAGCCGCCGCCCCAGCGCUCGAACAGCAUCCUGGGCAUGCCGCCCCACGGCAUGGGUGUGGGCGUGGGCGUGGGCGUGAUGAACAACAAUCCGUUCAAUCCGUUCGCCGGCAACAAUCUGAAUCUGAAUAAUCUCAACAAUCUGAACAACCUGAACAACUUGAGUAACCUCAAUAUGAAUAUGAAUAUGAACGGCAUGAAUAACAUGAAUAACAUGAACAACAUGAAUGGCAUGAAUAUGAACAACCUGGGCGUGGCGUUCAAUGGCGGCGGAGGCGGCGGCGGCGGUGGUGGUGGCGGUGGCAAUGGAAUGCCUGGACCAGGACCGGGACCAGGGCUCGGGCCAGGUGGGCCGUUCAAGAACUUCGGACCGGGUGGCAACAAUCAGGGAGGCGGCCGGCAUUUUAUGGGUAAUCGGAAUCGGGGAGGCGGCGGCGGUCAUCGCAAUCGCAACUAGAUGGAGAUUCUGAUAAUACUGGGAGAAUACUGUUCUCAUUGAGAAAAAGAAAAACAUUCACCACACACAUACGAAAAGAGAAACAAGGGACAAUGCUCGAACAAACACAGAAAGCUAAAAAUACUGGUAGAAAGCCGACGAAUACUGGGCAGGAGGCGAACAUACGUGUAUGACAGAAUAGUGGGAAAAGAUCAAACGUUAAUAUGCACACAAAAUACUGUGCGAAAAUACUGGGUGCACUGCAGACCCUGAAAGCUAGAAAUACUGGUAGAAAGCCGAUGUUACAGUAUGCGACAAAUACUGGUCAAGAAGCAACGUUCCGAAUAGUGGGAAAUGAGCAAAUGUUCAUGUGUGCACAAAAUACUGGUGAGGAAGCAAAUGUGCAUGCCUGAGAGAAUACUGGGAAUGCUAUAAAAUAUGCCCGGUAGCAGUCCGGAAAUAAAGCAACAACACGAACAACAACUGCAAAUACGGCUUACCAAAAGCCGUUAAUGUAUGCGCCCCGUUGCCUUGCAAUAAGCCCUUCAAUGUAAAAAGACUUGUAGCGUUAUGUUUAUGUUUAUCAAUGAACUGCCCAAAUCAGCCCCAGCCCCAAACCCCCUCGCCCACGCCCACGUCCCUGUUGACCUCUGAAAUAAGACAUACAACAGCCCCUCCCACACCCAUAUGCCCCGAAUCCACACACAUACACACACACACACACUAGGAUAUGGAAAGCAAAUGUUACAUUUGUAUAGCUUUAUCGGUUUGUUGCUAUUUUUAGCUAAUACAAAACAAAAAUCGGAUUUGGACUGCUAUGUAACUGUACAUUAUAACUAUAAAAAUUGUUUUUUUUUUUUUAGCAUAGAUAUAUAUAUAUAUAUGUAUAAUUAAUAUAUAUGCAGACUAUUUUUUUUCUAUGUUGAUAAGGAUACUCUUAUAUAUACAGAUAAAUAUAUAUAUAGCGCCUACGUACUGAUACAAACUCAAAAACAUUUAUAUAUUAGUCGUUUGUUAACGAUUGUAAGCUUAGUCGUAAUUGUAGUAGUAUUCAACAAUCUGUAGCAUACGAAAUAAACGUAAAGUUUUAAGUAUUAUA